AUGGAUCUCAUCUAUCUCAUCUAUUGGGUUCGCCCGCACAGCCUUACGCACCCAAUACUCCAUCCGCGGCCUCACACGCGACCCCUCGCCCCCAAAUGCGCCCCCCUCAUCUCCUCCGGCAUCACCCUAUUCAAAGCCUCCCCCAAAGACCCCUCCUCUCUACGCCUCGCCUUCCAAAACGCAGACAUCAUCUUCGCCACAAUCCUCACCCUCUACGACGGCCAUACCUACGAGCAUGAGCUCACACACGGGAAAGCCAUCGCCGACGCCGCCGUCGCCAUGGCUGUUCCAUUCCUCAUAUACAGCACAUUGCCAAGUAUCAGGGAGAUUUCCGGCGGACGGCUAACGAGGGGAGGACACUUCGACGCGAAGAAGGAGGUCGAGAUGUAUAUUCGUGGCUUGCCGAUAAGAGCGGCGUUCGUGAGCCCGGGUUCGUUCAUGGAGAAUUUCCAUGCCGCGUUGGCGCCGAGACGUGUCCCUGCUCCUGCUCCUGCUCCUUCCAUCUCUACUCCUGAGUCAGGGGCUGAGAAGAAUGCGGAAGGGGAUGAGGUGUAUGCACUCACGUGCUUCAUCGCCCCCGAGACCAAAGUCCCUCUCAUCGAUGUGACGGAUGACUUCGGGAAGUGGGUGGUCGCUAUUCUUUCGGAUUUUGAGCGUUUCGAGGAUCGGGUCGUUUGUGCGGCGACGAGGAUGUAUUCGAUGCGCGAGAUUGUCGAGAUUAUGAGUAAGGUGUCGGGGAAGAGGGUGGUGUAUAAGCAGCUGGGGAAGGAGGUUUGGGGUGGGUUUCUACCACAGGAGAGGAGGGAGUUCAUGCUGGAUAUGAUGCAGUGUUUUCAGGAUUAUGGGUAUUUUGGCGAGAGAACCGAGGAGAAGGUUAGAGUGGGACGGGCCGAGGCGAAGGGGGAGGUUACGGAGUUGGAGGGGUUUUUGAGGAGGUAUCCUUUGGUUCUGGGUUAG
Molecule: messenger RNA, 957 nt
Organism: Aspergillus steynii IBT 23096
Lineage: Eukaryota; Fungi; Ascomycota; Eurotiomycetes; Eurotiales; Aspergillaceae
Product: hscarg dehydrogenase
Exons: 2
Coding region: 1-957 (318 amino acids)
Source: RefSeq, a predicted model, not a curated record